GGGACGCUCACACAGCUUCUGCUUUUUGGACAUCUUGAACACUGCGAGGUGAAGUAAACACUGACAGAAACCAGACUCUGAAUCAUGUGGAUCUAAAACGGAAAGACAAACUGGAAUAUUAUCGUCCUCUGCACAGUGGAUUUAAGGCUUUAUUCACCUCUCAGAUGAGCUGAAGGACGGAUCCAGAAACAUACACUGCAUGAAAGACAAAAGGAGUACUCAGUUUUUUUUGAGGGAUAUUUCUGGACAGUAAUCUGGAUUAUAUGUUGUACUCUGCAUUAGUUUAUAUGCAGGUCACUGGUUGGAUUUGGACAUGUUGGACUUGACGUGACCAGAGUCUUUCCCUCCUUUUGGUUCUGGAGACAAACUCUCCGGUCAUGAGAUGCACCGUGAGCCUGCUGAUGAUGACGAUGGUCCUGCUGGACUUUACAAACUCAGAUGUCUGGAUGCUGCCGGCUCCCAGCAGAGUUUCCAUGGAGUCUGUUGACAUGAAACACGUACUGAGGUGGGGCCCUCUGGAGGCUCCCUGUGACACCGCAGUCCUCUACUCUGUUCAGUUCCAGGGUGAGUUUGAGCUGAUGUUGCUGAACGGCAGCUGGGUGGACGCUCAUGAGUGUCAGCUGAUUCCUCACACUCACUGCGACCUGACCUUAGACCUGGGCUCCGACUCCGACUACAACCUCCGUGUCAGAGCGCAGUGCGGCUCCCAGCUGUCGCUUUGGACCAAGCUCAGCCUGCCCUUCAACCGCAGAGACACGGUCUUGACGGCGCCGGAGAUGGCGGUGACGGUGGCAGGUGAUGCCCUUCAGGUGUCGUUCAACAAGCUUCCUCUCAUUGCUGUUGUCAGUGUGACGGUGUGGAAGAGAGGCGACGAGCUGCAGGCCACUGUGCACACAAUGCCAGCUGAGCAGACGGUGCUGCUUGUCCCCGCCCUGCAGGAGGGAGCGGUGUACUGCGUCACAGCUCACACCAUCCUGGACAAUCGGCUCCGCAGCAACAGCACCGACCCCCAGUGUGUCUCCAUCACUGGUCCAGACACUGCCUGGAAGAAGCCGACCACUGUGACUGUGACCAUCAUCAUCAUGGCCGGUCUGCUGUUCGCUGUCUUCUGGUCCGUCGUUCACUGUCGUCCAGACGUCUGUCAAACGUACAUCCGUAAAGAGCCACUGCCCCGCUCGCUGGAACCUGACUGGGACAUUAAAAUCGCGAUGAGCCCUGAGGAGGCGGAGCUUCAUGAGGAGGUCCAUUUGUGCGUCGACCCACCGAAGUUAACAAUCUGAAACCCUGAAGAGUCACGACCAAGCGUCAGCGUCCGGGCCUGAAAAAAGAAGCCAAUGCGCAAGUGCCAAAAACUGCAGUUCUUUGAACGGCCACUUGAGGCUGACUCCAAGAGCGAGUCGAUCCCCACAGACCGCCAUCUUAAAACUUUACAGCAGAAGCAAACAUGUUUACAGACAGGUACAAGGUUUAGUCUCCAUGACAACCAUAUGAAGGGGUGACAGGCUGUCUGUGAGGCGUCACUACAGUCUGAGUCAGAGCCACCCCUUGCUCCUCCACAGCUCCACCCUCUCAUCCAAAUAUGGUCACUUAUGGCUCCAAAAAAACAAGAUGGUGACAGCUGAAAUCCCGAACUCGGGGCUUUAAAACAGGAGUCCACAAACAUAUGGAUUACGUCAUGGAGUCACACUCUGUGGUCACAACACAUCUGGAAGACCAAGUGCUGAACAUGGUGGACUGAUGUUGUAUGUUAAUGUUUUGAGAAGAUGCUGUUGAGCUGUUCAGGUCUCCUGGAAGUUUUGGGGGGUUUGUGAUGUGUUCAAAUCUUGUGGGAAAACUGAAACAAGCAAAGGAAACAAAGGGAAACAAAGGAGAUGCUUUGUAAUCCAAGCCAUGAGACGUUUCACCACUCCAAAACCAAACAGCUCGUUACAUCGUCACUUUUGUUAUCACAUCAAUACUGACUUGAAAUACAACAGUCACGUCAGUGGACUCAUUUUAGUAAUCGUCGUGCUGCUGUCUAGUGUUAGGUACACUUAACGGCAAUGACCCUGACAUUUACACAGACACACAUCUGAAUUUUGGGGAGAUAUGCAAUUACCAAUUUUACAGGGUGUAACAGAAAAGCAAUAUAACAAGUAGCGUAAAGAAUUCACCCUUUGUCAAGACCCGCCCAUGGUCCCGCCCCCCUUAGUUACUGUUGCUGGAUUCGACAAAACAAGCCUCUCGGGGGUUCAUUCCCAUAGGAAACAAUGGAAAAUACCAGGAGAUUUAACUUUCUUGUAAUUCGAAUUGAAUCCAUCAUUCUGUCCAAAACGUGGCGUCAGUGAUAGAGAACAAACGUGACUACAGUUGAGUGAACUGGCAAUACGUGACCCGAUGUCCCGAUGUCUGACGGUAGCCAUGGCUGCUAACCUGAGUUGUUACCCCUGACGUCUGACGUUAGCUAUGGGGAGAAGCACUCUGGUUGGUGGGUCAGCAGACCAAUCAGAAGGCCAACAAAGGGUCAAUUACUGUCGGCAGGGAGUAAUUAGUAAAGUGAUAUUAUUACUUUUGAGAAGAGUGAUGAGUAUUUACAACAUUCUGUUUUUGUUUGUAAAGAGAGUAUAAAUGAGGAGUGGACGGUGUGUCAGAGUCUCUGGUUUGUCACAAGGCAAUCCAUUGCAGCUGGGGAGAAUAUCUGUACAUCUGGAAUAAUAAUACAGAUAAUUUGUUUAUUAUAGUAUUUAUUUUCUGUGACAUCAUCAGUAACUGUAAUGAGUUGUAGAUGUUUACUUUAUGGCAUCUUUUUUUGUUGCCGUCACGUUUAAGUGUUACAUGUUGUCACUGUGUUAUUGGUGUUUUAUUAGAUUCAUACUGUAUUUUUUUUACUUUUUUUACAUGAAUCCUGAUCUUGUGUGUGUGUGUGUGUGUGUGUGUGUGUG
This is a messenger RNA of Epinephelus lanceolatus (giant grouper), 2921 nucleotides long. Lineage: Eukaryota; Metazoa; Chordata; Actinopteri; Perciformes; Serranidae. The record is from RefSeq and is a predicted model, not a curated record.